AUGUCGGCAUUAAUAUUAAAAGCCGCCAAUGAAUUUUCAACCUUAUUUCUGGGCACAUCUCGUAGUGAUGAUUCCGCUGGUGAUCGUCUUAGUUAUCGUUAUACAUGUGCGAUACUUAUCGCCUUCACUGUAAUCGUAUCGAAUCGUGAAUUCACUUCCAAACGUAUUCAAUGUUGGGUACCAGCUUUUUUCACCGGAAAUUACGAAGAUUAUACCAAUAAUGUGUGCUGGGUACGUAAUACGUAUUACAUUGACGAUCAAAGUGAAAUACCUGAAAAUCCGGACAUCCGGCAUGAUAUGUCCAUACGUUACUACCAGUGGAUACCGUUCAUACUUCUUUUUCAAGCUUUUCUUUUCUUUGUACCUUAUGUAUUAUGGCGUGUAUUGUGUCAACGAUCAGGUAUUGAUAUACGAGACAUCGUUGAAGCAGCGUCUAACUACAAGAGAGCAAACGAUGAAAAACAACGCGAUCGAUUAAUGAAAUUUAUGAUAUCAGUUAUCGAUCAAUAUGUUGAUGAUCCACGUCGUCAAUCAAAUAAUCGCGAGACUGUUUGGUGGAAAAAAUGCUUUAUCAUGUUCGUUCCAUCUUCGGGUCGCUAUAUGGGCGAUUAUUUAAGAAAUUUAUUCAUAUUUAUAAAAAUUAUCUAUGUUCUGAACGCGUUGUCACAACUCGUGUUGCUGUCUUUGCUAUUGGGUCAACCGUUUUGGUCAUUAGGUGCUACAGUUAUUCGACUACUUUAUCAAGGCAAAGGUUGGGAAUUUAGUAGUAAAUAUUUUCCGAAAGUUACUCUAUGUGAUUUCCAAAUUCGUGAAGCCAAUGCUCUACCUAUCGCACAUACGUACACAGUAAUGUGUGUUCUGCCAAUAAAUUUGUUUAAUCAACAAAUAUUUACCUUUCUAUGGUUUUGGUUUGUCUUCGUAAUUAUUUUGACACUCUACGAUCUUGGUAUCUGGAUCUAUCGACUUUUCUUUCGACGCAAAUCCUAUAUCGAAGGACGAUUGAAAGUCAUGGACUAUGAAAUCACACAAAAAUGGCCAUUCAAUGAUUCCUGUCGUUCUCAUAUGAACAUAGAAGAUAAUGAUCUACUCAUUAGAUUGCAAAGUCGUGAUAUGUCGGAUGCUACGACAGGAGACGAAGUUCAUAUUUUAAGUGAUGGCCGAAAGGUUCACCAUCAGUCUCGAAUGUUCAUCGUUCCAGAGAUCUAUUACAAUAAUCCAAAAAAACCUCUGUCUUUAUUCGAUUUCUUUAAUGAAGAGUAUCUCGAAGCCGAUGGGCAUUUCAUCUUACGUAUUAUCGGAACAAAUGCUAGUGAUUUCGUUUCAACCAAACUCAUUCACGAUCUAUAUCAAAAGUGUUGCGACAAACGAUUCUUUGCUAAUGAAGUCGAAGAAAAGUUGCCACCGCCACGAACAACUCUUUACAAAUAUUUGAUAAUUCCGAAGGAAGGUCAACCAGGCCUGAAACCCGAACCGCGACCUGAACUACAACAGCCGCGAACACCAGAUGACGCAUCACAUCCAGGAGGGAAUCCAUUUGCUUUACGUCGUAUAAAUGAUCAGCAGCCACCAGAAGUUAAACGUCGAAUGGUUCGUAACACAUCAUCUGAUGGACAACCACAACGAGGACGAUCAAACACGCUUCCAUUUAAUCAAUUUCCUCAGCCGUUACAACAUAUUCCAUCAACGAGAAAUGAUCAAACUCCUCAAAGUCAUGGCGACCAAGCACAUGAGAGCGAACAUUGA
Adineta ricciae is the source of this 1743-nucleotide messenger RNA. Lineage: Eukaryota; Metazoa; Rotifera; Eurotatoria; Adinetida; Adinetidae. The record is from the annotation of a GenBank genome assembly.